GUUGGCUAUAAAAUAAAUCGAUGCGUCAUUGAGAAACUGAAUUAAUGCUAACAUCUGUUAAUAGCCAGGAAGAAAGAUAAGGGAAGGAGACAUGUAAAGAUAUAUGUAUAUUAAUCAGAUAUGUUAAUGAGAAAUAGAAGAACGGCAGGUGUACGCGUAAAAUCCGCUAAGUAAAUAUCUACGAAUGAGACGAGAAGAAUAUAUAACUGAUAGAUAAAUCUUGCAACUAGAGAUAAACGAAAAUAGGGUAAAGAACUUGGAAAAUUGAAUCAGCUCUCACGACUUUGUCCGAACAUAGGAAAAACAUAAAAGAUUUUGAGGUUGUUUUUUUAGUCAAGAACCUGCCUCGGUUAAUGGUCUUAAUCACAGUGAUAUCACAGUCUCAUCUCGUAAAAACUUCAAUUUUCAAGAAAAGAAAAGAAAACCUUUGAAAGUACACCUCCAUCAUGAACAAGUCCUUUGAUUCCCUGGAGAUAUAUUCUGUUGAUUUAGCCAGUCGAUCAUUAGGUCUGAUGAUAUUUGAAAUCACUUCGUUUGCUGUUCUACAAUUCAUGACCAUCACAGGCAACGCUUUAACAAUGUACAUCAUCUGGAAAGCACCAAAACUUCGCUCAACCUCAAAUUAUUUUAUAGCUUGCCUCGCUAUUUCUGACCUAGGAAUGGGCAUUCUUUCAGAACAUUUGUUGCUUGCAACACUAAUAGUAUCAAGAUGGCCGUUUAACGAAGCGGUCUGCCAGUAUCAAGGAAUUGUUGCCAUAACAAUGGCUGCUGCGUCAACUCAAACACUCGCCUGGACAGCCUUGAAUCGUUACUUUAAAAUCGUGAAAACAAAAUAUUACACUAAGGUUUUUACCAAGUGGAAGCUGAUUGCGAUUCUGUCAUUUACCUGGAUCUCUUCGAUCCUAGCGAACUGCCCGUACCUUUUAGCUGGAUACAAGUUCGUUUUCCACCCAGGAAAGUUCUUCUGUUACUUGACGUUAGAUGUGACUUGGUUUACUGCUUUUUUGGUUUCCAUUUAUGUGGGAAUUCCCUCAGCUGUCAUCGUGUUUUGCUAUUUCAAAGUAUUUCAGACUGUCAGAAGACAUAAUUCUAACAUCUCGAAAACCAGAGCAACAGGUGUCCUGAGUGUUGAGGAACUGAAAGUCACUCGUACUCUUUUCCUAAUCGUGGUUGUGUUUAUGGGCUGUUGGACACCGAUACUGAUUAUGGACUUGAUUGAUACUGUCCGUGGAAGAUGGUCUCUAUCCCGUUCAGCAUACGCUGCCUACACCUUCCUUGGGACAAUGAGCUCUGCUGUAAAUCCUUUGAUAUAUGCAUUUGGUAAUCAUGCUUUUAAAGAGGAAUAUAGGAAAGUUUUAAACUUUUCAUGGGGGUCGGUAAGGAAGAUGUUUUGCUGGGUUAGGAACGGAGCACAUGUUGGUAGUGUAAGAUCUUUAGCAAUUGAACAACCAAGACAUGUCRACGUUAACAAAAACAUUUCAAUUAAAGUCCAAAAAGUAAACGACAUAAAAGAAGUUUGUCAUGGGCAACAGGAGAAGUUAUCAGUUGAGCUUAACUUGUAGCGUAUCUUUUGUAAGGAAGAAAACACUUACAGUACUGACAGAAAGACAGCACUUGAAACUCCAAAGUAAAAGAAACCGGUAAUUAUCAUUUCUAAAGCACUUGACAAUAGAGAAUAUUGCUAGGUUUUAAUCACUCAGCUGGUCAAAGUCUUUGAAUCUCAUUAUCUGCCUUAAAGUGUGGUCAAACACUGACUCAUCACCAUGUAUUGUCAACCAGAAAGAAUUCUAUUAAAACUUUUUAUUCAGCUGAGAACAUUCUGCUUGAAAAAGGACAUGCAUGACGUCGAGGAAGUGAAAUAAGGCAAUUAGGUGGUGCAUUUAAUAAUUCAUUUCUAAUUGUGUUUCAUUUAGCGUCAUUUCAUUUGUCUCAUGCGGAAUGUUCAUGAGCUGAAAAUUUAGGCAAUAUAGAAUGACAAUA
Molecule: messenger RNA, 1980 nt
Organism: Actinia tenebrosa (Australian red waratah sea anemone)
Lineage: Eukaryota; Metazoa; Cnidaria; Anthozoa; Actiniaria; Actiniidae
Product: melatonin receptor type 1B-like
Biological process (GO): G protein-coupled receptor signaling pathway
Cellular component (GO): membrane
Molecular function (GO): G protein-coupled receptor activity
Source: RefSeq, a predicted model, not a curated record